This is a messenger RNA of Helobdella robusta, 897 nucleotides long. RefSeq lists its product as hypothetical. The transcript has a single exon. The annotation marks the transcript as partial. Lineage: Eukaryota; Metazoa; Annelida; Clitellata; Rhynchobdellida; Glossiphoniidae. Gene Ontology annotation, molecular function: 2',3'-cyclic-nucleotide 2'-phosphodiesterase activity; ADP-ribose diphosphatase activity; manganese ion binding. The record is from RefSeq and is a predicted model, not a curated record.
CUAAUCAGAUUUGGUGUGAUAUCUGAUCUUCAUUAUGCUGAUCAUGAUCCUCAUCCAAACUUUGAAAAGACUUAUUUAAGACACUAUAGGAGAUCAUUACAAUUUUUGCAAAAUGCUGUGAAAGCCUGGGAAUUAGAUAAAGUUGGUUUUGUCAUUGAUCUGGGUGACGUCAUCGAUGGCAAAAAUGUUGCCAUUAAACAAAGCUUGCAAGCUUUUGAAAAAAUUUUGAAUGUUUACAAAAGCCUAAAUGUUCCUGAUUUGCAUGUUGUUGGAAAUCAUGAAUUGUAUAAUUUUUCAAGAUCAGAUUUAUUGAAAAUGAAUGCCUUCCAAUGCAAACAUUCUUGUUUAAAUGGGUUUAAUAAUUUUGACAAUAGUGGUUUUAUGUAUUAUUGUUAUGAACCGCAUCCGAGUGUUAAAUGUAUUGUACUUGAUAUGUAUGAAAUUAGUUUACUUGGGAAUGACGUGAACUCACCUGAAUACAAACAAGCACUCGGCAUUCUUUCAAUCAACCCCAAUCAAGAUUUGAAUUCUGCUUUUGGAUUGGAGGGUACAGAUGAAAGAUUUGUCAAGUACAAUGGAGGUAUAUCAAAGGCACAACUUCAGUGGCUGGACGUGGUGCUAGAAGAUUCUGAAAAGAAAAAACAAAUGGUCAUUAUGUUUGGUCAUUGUCCCUUGCAAAGUAAUUAUCCUAUGACGUUGUGCUGGAAUUAUGAUGAAAUAUUAGCAGUGAUGCAUCAACACAAAUGUGUUCAGGCAUAUUGUUGUGGACAUGCUCAUGAAUACUAUUACACGAUGGACUCCAAAGGAAUACAUCAUCUUACUCUUCCUGGAGUUAUUAAGCUGCCCACUGAAAUUUCUAGCGGUCAUUUAACAGUAGAUGUUUACAACGACAAAUUG